AUGUCAACAUCACUUGCUCAAGCUCAACAAGCUAUGUCUUUAUAUGGUUUGUCAACAUUUUAUAUUCUGGGUACAAUUGGUAAUUUUCUAUUGAUUUCAAUUCUUGUGCAACGUACUCAUCGACAAAAUUCAUGUUCAUUGUAUUUACUUUCGGCUACAUUUGUUAAUUUUAUUCUUAUUCAAUGUAUUUUACCAUUAGCUAUCUAUUCUGGAGAUCAUGAGGAUCCACAAAAUAAGCUGCUCAUUUGGUGUAAAAUUCGUAGUUAUUUAUUCAAUGCUCUUCUUAUGCUUUAUCGUUGGUUUAAAAUGGCAGCUUGUAUUGAUCGUGCAGCUAUGUGCAGUCGUCGUGCAUGGAUACGAUCAUUCAGUAAUGUUUCGUUUGCUUAUCGAACUAUUUCAAUUAUAACAAUUGUUUGGCUUUUAAUACCUAUUCAUUUAGCUGUCUAUUUUCGAAUUGAAGCUGGUCAUUGUGUACCACAAUCAGGUGUUUAUUCAAAGAUUUUUAGUGCAUAUUCAAUUAUAAUAUCCGGUUGGUCACCACCAAUAGUAAUGGCAAUAUUUGGCUUGAUUGCCUAUAAAAAUUUAAAAAAAGUAAGAGCACGAGUUACUCCUUCAAACUUUUCUGGUGGUAAUAAUGGUGAUUAUUCAAGCAAUUCAAUUAGAAGAACAAUAAAUACUCGACUUUUUAGUAAACGAGAUCAACAAUUACUACUAUUGCUUAUUUGUGAAGUUUUUCUUUAUAUUUUUACAAAUCUUCUUUAUUCAAUUAAUAUAACUUAUUCAGCAAUUACUUCAAAUUAUCUAAAAGAUAUUGAAAGAAUUCGCAUUGAAUCAUUUAUUUCUUAUUUUUCAACACCAUUUCUUAUUAUUAUUAAUAAUUGUGCAACUUUUUAUCUAUAUCUUAUUGUUUCAAGUAAAUUUCGACAAGACGUUAAAAAAUUUUUAACUUCUUGUUGUCAUUUGCAUCAGGUGGCACCAGCACAGAUUAAUCCUGCAAUAAUUAUUAAUAGAGCGACAACGACCAACCAUCAAUUGUAA
Molecule: messenger RNA, 1038 nt
Organism: Rotaria sp. Silwood2
Lineage: Eukaryota; Metazoa; Rotifera; Eurotatoria; Philodinida; Philodinidae
Source: the annotation of a GenBank genome assembly